This is a messenger RNA of Erinaceus europaeus (western European hedgehog), 2486 nucleotides long. It is a transcript of the gene EPS8L1, whose product is annotated as EPS8 like 1. The coding region runs from base 72 to 2261 and encodes 729 amino acids. Gene Ontology annotation, cellular component: ruffle membrane; plasma membrane; vesicle. Lineage: Eukaryota; Metazoa; Chordata; Mammalia; Eulipotyphla; Erinaceidae. Gene Ontology annotation, molecular function: actin binding. The record is from RefSeq and is a predicted model, not a curated record. Gene Ontology annotation, biological process: Rho protein signal transduction; positive regulation of ruffle assembly; regulation of Rho protein signal transduction. The transcript is spliced from 20 exons.
CCCGGGGCUGGAUAUCAGGGUUCCCCGGGCUGGAGGUCUGGGUUCCCGCGGCUAGAGGUGGGGUUGAGCUCAUGGGAACCCUAGAUCUGAGAGAGGAAGGACUGGGGUACCCGCUGGGUCUGACAGGCCACCUCAAGGGGCAGAAGCCCCCUCUUGGCACCAUGAGCUCAACCACUGGUCCAGAAGCUGCCCCCAAACCAAGUGCUAAGUCUAUCUAUGAGCAGCGGAAGCGAUACUCCACAUUGGUGAUGGCUGACGUAUCCCAGUACCCGGUCAAUCACCUGGUGACCUUCUGCCUGGGCGAGGAGGACGGCGUGCACACGGUGGAGGACGCGUCCCGCAGGCUGGCGGCCAUGGACGGCCAAGGCCGCGUGUGGGCCCAGGAGAUGCUGCUGCGCGUGUCGCCCGGCCACGUGGCGCUGCUGGACCCGGUGACCAAGGAGGAGCUGGAGGCGUACCCGCUGGGCGCCAUCGUGCGGUGCGAUGCGGUGACGCUGCCCGGCCGCUCGCGCUCGCUGCUGCUGCUGGUGGUGAACCCGGAGCCCGAGCGCGCGCAGCCCGACGUGCACUUCUUCCAGGGCCUGCGGCUGGGGGCGGAGCUGAUCCGCGAGGACAUCCAGGGGGCCCUGCACAGCUUCCGCUCGGGCCGCGGGGACCGCAGGGAGGCGGCGCUCAGGGCCACGCAGGAGGAGCUGCAGCGCCGCCCCGCGCCCGCAGAGACCCCGCCCCUGCAGCGCCGCCCGUCGGUGCGCGCCGCCAUCUGUCCCCAGCGGGGCGCGGGGCGCGGGCGCCCCCUGGCGGAGCCCAUCCCCGAGGCGCCGAGGGUCCCCGCCGACCCCUCCCCGGCCUCCCCGGACCUGGGGCCCCGCGGCCCGGACCUGGCGGGCCUGCAGGCCGAGCGCGAAGUGGACAUCCUGAACCACGUGUUCGACGACGUGGAGAACUUCGUGUCGAGGCUGCAGAAGUCGGCGGAGGCGGCCCGGGUGCUGGAGCACCGAGAGCGCGGCCGCAGGACCCGCCGCCGAGGGGGCGGGGAGGGUCUCCUGACGCUGCGGGCCAAGCCGCCCUCGGAGGCCGAGUACACCGACAUACUGCAGAAGAUCAAAUACGCCUUCAGCCUGCUGGCCCGGCUGCGCAGCAACAUCGCCAACCCCUCCUCCCCGGAGCUGCUGCACUUCCUGUUCGGGCCUCUGCAGAUGAUCGUGGACACGUCGGGCGGCCCCCAGUUUGCCAGCGGCGUGCGGCGGCCGCAUCUGACCUGCGAGGCGGUGGCGCUGCUGCGGGACAACCUGACCCCGCGGGAGAGCGCGCUCUGGACCUCCUUGGGAGACGCGUGGACGCGCCCGGGGGUGGAGCUGCCCCCGGAGGAGGGUCCCUCCUACAGCCCCGAGUUUCUCAGUGGCUGGGAGCCGCCGGCCACUGACCCACAGGGCCGCGCAUGGGAAGACCCCGUGGAGAAGCAGCUGCAGCACGAGCGCCGGCGCCGGCAGCAAAGUGCUCCCCAGGCCGCUGUCAAUGGCCACCAAGACCCUGAGACAGAGGCCGAGCCCCAGCCAGAGCAGGAGUCUGCAAGGAAGUGGGUCCUGUGCAAUUACGAUUUCCAGGCGCGCAAUAGCAGUGAGCUGUCGGUCAAGCAGGAGGACGUGCUGGAGGUCCUGGAUGAUCAACGCAAGUGGUGGAAGGUGCGGGACCAGCUGGGGCAGGAGGGCUACGUCCCUUACAACAUCCUGACGCCACACCCAGGGCCCACGGGAGGCCGCAGCCAAAGCCCGGCCUGCAACCUGGAGAGCCGCGCAGCCCCGGCCGCGGCCCGGCCCCGCUGGGACAGCUGUGACAGCCUCAACACCUUGGAUCCUGGCGAGAAGGAGAAGUUCUGCCAGAUGUUGAGCAUCAGCGAGGAGCUUCAGGCACGCCUGGCGCAGGGCCGCGCGGGCCCCAGCCGCUCGGGCCCCGGGCCCCGGGCCCCGGAGCCGCAGCUCAGCCCGCGCUCGGACGCCUCGGAGGUCCGCGCCUGGCUGCAGGCCAAGGGCUUCGGCCCAGGGACCUUGGCGGCGCUGGGCGUGCUGACCGGGGCGCAGCUCUUCGCGCUGCAGAAGGAGGAGCUGCGGGCGGUGAGCCCCGAGGAGGGGUCGCGCGUUUACAGCCAGGUCGCGGUGCAGCGCGCGCUGCUGGAGGACAAGGAGAAAGUGUCGGAACUGGAGGCGGUGAUGGAGAAGCAGAAGAAGAAGGUGGAAGAGGAAAUGGAGAUGGAGGUCAUCUGAGCCUGCCUGCGGGGGGCUGCCCCGGGCCCUGGGACGUGGAGCCGCCAUGACACCACCCUGGCCCUGCAGAUGAAGGGGACCGGUGCUCCGGGACGCACUGGCAGGAGCCAGGAGGGUGUGGGGGCCAGAGACAAUUCAGGGAAGGCACAUGUUGGCGACUGCGGAGAGAAAGCCCUGUGCACCUGUGCGUGGGACCCUGCCCAACCUAUAAACAGCCUCUUCUCA